AUGGCCGACACGCUUUCAGCAAGAGCCCUGCGUGGCUCCCCAAUCCUACUGCUUCUUCCUAUGAUUAUAUGCGCUUUGGCGACUUUUAUAAUUCCCAUAGGCGAAACCAUUGAGAUCUUCCGCGAAAAAGGUGCUUUCACCCACAAUGGCGUCUCAGUGCCAAUCUACACGUCGUUCUAUGGAAUCAAGGCCCUUGAUGCUACGCUGACCGAUAUAACGCUCGCCUUUGCCCAGUCGCAGAUGCAUCCAGCCGAUCCAGCAUCAUACUGGCAAGGAAUGGCCUUUGUCAACGAGUACGCCGGGCUGUACGCCAUUAUCCUACUCGAAGGUUGCCGAGAGGUGCACAAAGGCACCAUUUUCCGAUAUCCAACUGUCCUGGCUCUGAGUGGGCAGUUCAUCGUCAACGCACUGCUUGCUCCUCUGUGGUUCUUCGCCUUCUCGCUCUAUGCGCAUCUCGUCACGUCCUCACCUGCGAGGGCUGCCAUUUCGGCAUCAGAUGCAGCAGCCGUACUCCCGACGCUGAUGUUGGCGUAUUACCCUGCUUCACUUGCGGCCGAGUUUUAA
Emericellopsis cladophorae is the source of this 564-nucleotide messenger RNA. RefSeq lists its product as uncharacterized. Lineage: Eukaryota; Fungi; Ascomycota; Sordariomycetes; Hypocreales; Bionectriaceae. The coding region runs from base 1 to 564 and encodes 187 amino acids. The transcript has 3 exons. The record is from RefSeq and is a predicted model, not a curated record.